This is a messenger RNA of Maudiozyma barnettii, 1500 nucleotides long. RefSeq names its product putative glucan endo-1,3-beta-D-glucosidase (gene SCW11). Gene Ontology annotation, biological process: carbohydrate metabolic process; cell wall organization. The transcript has a single exon. Gene Ontology annotation, cellular component: fungal-type cell wall; cell surface; extracellular region. The record is from RefSeq and is a predicted model, not a curated record. The coding region runs from base 1 to 1500 and encodes 499 amino acids. Lineage: Eukaryota; Fungi; Ascomycota; Saccharomycetes; Saccharomycetales; Saccharomycetaceae. Gene Ontology annotation, molecular function: glucan endo-1,3-beta-D-glucosidase activity; 1,3-beta-glucanosyltransferase activity.
AUGUUAUCCAGUUAUAUUUCACUCACAUAUAUUUUACUCUUCACAUCGGUAGUGUCCGCCCUACCUGUCUUUCACAACAAAAAGAUUGUCACAAGAGUACAUACAGCCAGUACCACUAAUACUGUCACAGAUUUUUACUCUACUACCACCGAAGUUGUUGUUGCUCCAACUGUUGAAUUCAUUGUCAGCGAUGCUGUCACUUUCACUACUACAUUAUACCCAGAAGGUGUCGAUACUACUGUCGAGCCAAGCACAACUAUUACCAUCAUGCAAAAUAACGUCAACCCAACCUUCAUUACUGCUCCUGCUUCUUCUUCCUCUGUAGUUGACCCUCCAGCCGCUACUUCUUCUUCCAUCACUACUUUAGAACCAGCAACUACUUCCUCAGUUGUUAUUCCAGUUACCUCUUCCACUACUACCCUGGAACCAUCUUCUCCUUAUGUCCCAGAAACCACUACUUCUUCUUCUAUCUACACUGCCCCAACUAAAGUCGUUGCAGUUACGGUUGCCUCUGAAGGUAAGACUACAACUAGAAUGGUUCCCGUACUAACAGAUGUUGUCAACAAUGAACAUAUCGAAGGUUCUGCUCCAGCUACUACUAACCAAGCCGUUUUCUCUACAACUACUAGUGUUGAUGUCGAACAAUCCACCACUUCUAAUAUUGCUUCUGCUACUUCCACUUACAAUUCCAACUCUUUACUAUCAAAGAUCCCAGUCACUUUAGUCUAUUCUCCAUAUAACGAUGACGGUUCUUGUAAAUCUGCUACAGACGUCUACACUGAUUUGUCUAUUAUCAAGGCUAGAGGUGUCAACAAGAUCCGUGUUUACGGUACUGAUUGUAAUUCUUUCGAAAAUGUCUUACCAGUUUGUGCUCAAUUCGGUAUGACAGUCAACCAAGGUCUAUGGAUCAGUUCUGCUGGUGUCGAUUCCAUUGAUGAUGCCUUAAACCAAUUAAUCAGUUACGGUCAAACCAGCGGCUGGAGUGUCUUUGAUUUUAUUACUGUUGGUAACGAAGCUGUCAUUUCCGGCUACUGUUCAGCUGCUGAUUUAAUUUCCAAGAUUGCUUCUGUCAAGGGUCAAUUACAAGCUGCUGGGUAUUCAGGUCAAAUCACUACUUCCGAACCACCUGUUUCAUACGAAAACAAUCCAGAAUUAUGUACAGAUUCUGCCAUUGAUUUCGUUGGUAUCAACCCUCAUUCUUACUUCGACACCUAUUCUACCGCUGAGACUUCUGGUUCUUUUGUCCUAGGCCAAGUUCAAUUGAUCCAAAAGACAUGUGGUACUUCUAACGUUGUGGUCACUGAAACUGGUUACCCAUCUUCUGGUAUUCAAAACGGUGGUAACAUUCCAUCAAAAGCUAACCAAUUGAUUGCUGUUCAAUCUAUAUUAGAUACUGUUGGUACUGAUGUUACAAUUCUAACUUAUACCAACGAUUACUGGAAGAACCCAGGUCCAUAUGGUAUUGAACAAUCAUUUGGUAUUGUUGACAUCCUACCAUAA